Molecule: messenger RNA, 922 nt
Organism: Eufriesea mexicana
Lineage: Eukaryota; Metazoa; Arthropoda; Insecta; Hymenoptera; Apidae
Gene: CPF2
Product: cuticular protein CPF2
Exons: 3
Coding region: 262-750 (162 amino acids)
Source: RefSeq, a predicted model, not a curated record
CCUUAGCUAUACGUAUGUGACGCAAUCAUAUGUGUCGGUUCGAUAUACGCCUCCUAUACAAUACACUUACCUUCGGUCGACGGUCGACACUCGAUACCAAGUUUUCGGGGAAAAAAUGUUUCAAGUUAGUUAUCUGGACGGGUUUACAAGAGCUUACGUAUAAAUAGACUGACAGAUUUACCAGAUGCAUUCAAUUCGUUUGUUGCUUCUGACCGGCAAAGAAAGCAGCUACUAUCUAUCAUCAUCAUCAUCAUCAUCAUCAUGUUUAGACUUUUGGUGAUUUGCGGUUGCUUGUUGGCGGUUGGGCAAGCUGGUGUGAUCGGCGGUGGUUUGCUCGCGGCAACCGCACCUGCAGCAGUCGCAGUGCAGCCAGCAGCAGCAGCAACCCUUCCUCUAUCUGCGGCCACAGUCGCGUUACCAACUAUCGCAACAUCCAGUUCUAAUGUGAUACGGGGUAUCGGUAACUUAGGUGCCAUAUCGGCCUACUCGAAGAGCAUAGAUACGCCGUUCAGUAGCGUCAGGAAAGCGGACGUACGCGUUAACAAUCCUGGAAUCGUGACGGCGACCGCUGUGCCCGCCCCGGUGGUUGCAGUCGCAAAUACCGCUCUUGCAGCUCCUACAACGCUUCUUGCUCCUGGAUUGACUACUGCGUAUGCAGCUGCACCGGCUAUCACUACCGGCUUAGCGGCAGCUCCUCUAGGGCUCAAUGGUUUAGCCUUGAACGGGAUAGGAGCCCUCAAGGUUCUCUAAGUUUCACGUUCGAACCACUACGGAGCGACGGAGGACUCGAUUAAAGAAUCGAUGUUUAACCGCUGUCGACCAUAAAAUGCGUUCAAACCUUUGUAUCGAUGGCGAAUCGUUGUUACAACCCAAACGAUCUAUUUUGUCACAGAAUGUAAUAAUCGAAUAUUCAAUAAACGUA